Molecule: messenger RNA, 1297 nt
Organism: Tympanuchus pallidicinctus (lesser prairie-chicken)
Lineage: Eukaryota; Metazoa; Chordata; Aves; Galliformes; Phasianidae
Gene: PDCL2
Product: phosducin like 2
Exons: 7
Coding region: 1-1188 (395 amino acids)
Biological process (GO): protein folding
Cellular component (GO): cytoplasm
Source: RefSeq, a predicted model, not a curated record
AUGGAGGGGGGGCCGUUAGAAACGGGUCCUGCCCCAACCGCCGCCGUGAGGAGCCAUGCAGGUGAGAGUGAGAGCGGGGGCCUGAGGGAAGGCGGGGGAGACGGGGAGCCGCCGGGCGGGCAGGGCGGGACAGAGCGGGGGAGCGCUGUGAGGCGGGCGGCCUGCGCUGUGUUCCCAUGGAGGGGGGCUCUCAUUGCCCAACCUGGGAUCUUUUGUACCCUCACUGUGCAGCAGUCAAAACUCGUAUUUGAUGAAGGAUUGAAAGCUUGCAGUGAGACUGUCUGCCAUGAGUCAGCCAGAGGAGCACAGGUGAAGGCAAUUCACCUGUGCUGCCGGAAGGAGUGGAGCCUGGCUCCACCUCUCCUAGACCUAUUUAAGAGCUGGCUACUAGUGGGGAAGGAUCUUGUCUGGAGAUCCCCUCUUCUGGUGUUUUUUUUUCUAGGUGAGCCUAGCAUACGAGACCCAAAUGAAGAUACCGAAUGGAAUGAUGUAUUAAGAAAGUUUGGAAUUCUUCCUCCAAAAGAAGAGCCAAAAGAUGAAUCUGAAGAAAUGGUUAUACGCUUGCAAAAAGAAGAAGAAGUGAAACCAUAUGAAAGAAUGAGUCUUGAAGAAUUAAAAGAGGCUGAAGAUGACUUUGAUGAGGCUGAUAGGAAGGCUAUUGAGAUGUACAGGCAGCAGCGCUUGCAAGAAUGGAAACGUCUUCAGAGGAGGCAAAAGUAUGGGGAGCUGAGAGAAAUCAGUGGAGAGCAGUAUGUUAAAGAAGUUACAAAUGCUCCUGAGGAUGUUUGGGUCAUAAUUCAUCUUUAUCGGCCCAGCAUCCCAAUGUGCCUACUAGUCAAUGAACAUCUCAGCCAGUUGGCCAGAAAGUUUUCGGAAGCCAAGUUUGUCAAAGCCUCUGUGAACAGCUGCAUCCACAGUUACCAUGACAGGUGCUUACCCACAAUACUUGUAUACAAAACUGGGGAAAUAAAAGCCAGGUUCAUCGGGGCAGCUGAAUGUGGCGGGAUGUAUCUUAAAGUGGAAGAGCUUGAAUGGAAGCUAGCAGAAGUUGGAGCAAUUGAAAGUGACUUGGAAGAAAACCCCAAAAAGGACAUUAUAAAUAUGAUGACAUUAUCAAUGCAAAACAUUUCUGUUCAUGAAAACAUCAAUAUAAAAAGCAGUGAUGUACUGAAACCACAAAUUACUUGAGGAUGAGUUUUCCAUGUGGGUAACCUGUUCAGACUCAAACUAGCACAAAAGUAGCUUUCUAUUGCUUUUGAAAGUCUCAAACAAUAAAAAGGGUGUUUGUUUCACUUGU